Molecule: messenger RNA, 1740 nt
Organism: Penicillium soppii
Lineage: Eukaryota; Fungi; Ascomycota; Eurotiomycetes; Eurotiales; Aspergillaceae
Product: MFS transporter
Exons: 3
Coding region: 1-1740 (579 amino acids)
Biological process (GO): transmembrane transport
Molecular function (GO): transmembrane transporter activity
Source: RefSeq, a predicted model, not a curated record
AUGCAGUCCUAUCUGCAAUUUCGACGAUUGGGUCAUGCCGUUCACAGGCAACUUGAUAAUGGCCCCGAGCACGGUACGGCUUCUUCCGUGAAUAGUUCUGCUGCCCGCGAAGCAGUCAUACCGGAAUCGGGCCGAUUUAGCCAGGAUGGGACCGAGUCAGUUGUGGAUACGCUUUCGCGAAAUCUCACGCAGUAUUCUGAGAAAACGGCUCUGGGCAAUUCCCUCGCCGGCAUCGAGAUCCAGAAGCAGAUCGAUACUUCUGGUCCAGAUUCCCACCUGUUCAUUGUUGGCUGGGAAGAUGAGAAUGAUCCCCUCAAUCCUAGGAACUUUAGCUACGCCCGUCGAAUGGUCGCCACGCUACUCGUUACCGCAUUAGCUUUUGUUGUUGGCUCUGCGUCGGCAAUCGAGUCGGGAGUCUUACUCCAGAUCACAGAAGCGUACCACGUCAGUGAGGUUGUUGGUACAUUGGUGACUGGCGUUUAUCUCCUCGGUUUUGCAGUCGGCUCACUUGUUAGUGGACCACUGUCCGAAAUUCUUGGCCGCAAUGUUGUGUAUGCUGGAUCUCUUACCUUGUUUAUGAUUUUCAUCAUGGGCUCGGCCCUCGCCCCGAACAUCGGUGCCCAACUUGCCUUCCGCUUUCUAGCAGGUAUAUUUGGCUGUCCACCGUUGACAUGCGCAGGGGGUACCAUUGCAGAUCUGUGGAAUCCACUCGAAAAGACCAUCACGUUCCCUAUGUACGCCAUAUUGUCAUUUGGUGGCCCCAUAUUGGCACCUGUGAUUGCAUCGUUCAUUGGUCAAACAGGCGUCUUGGGAUGGCAGUGGACGGCUUGGAUAAUUCUCAUUGCCUCCGGCGCCAUCUUCGUUCUUGUUCUUCUCUUCCAGCCGGAGACAUACUCGCCGCUGCUGUUGAAAUGGAAGGGAAAGCAAUUGCGUCAGCAAACGGGCGACUCUCGUUUCCGUUCAGCAAUGGAAAUGGAGAAAGUUUCACUUUCUAGUCGAAUUGGUGGCGCGAUGAAGCGACAAUUCCUCAUCCCAUUCCAUGAACCUAUCAUCCUGCUCAUAUCGCUCUACAUGACUGUUCUCUACAUUGUGUUAUUCACAUUCUUCGACGGCUACACUUAUAUCUUUACUGAUGUGCAUGGCCUGUCUCAAGGUCUCACCAAUAUCGUCUGGGUGGCGAUGUAUGUUGGCAUCUUACUCGCAGGACUCCUGGUGCUUCCAGUUUACCGCUGGACCAAAAAGGACUUCACGGCUGCUGCACAGGAAAUCAAUGGCACUGAUCCAGCCUCUGAUCCCCGCGCCUUGGAUAACGUCCACACAAAACCCGAAAUUCGACUCUGGUUUGCCAUGUUUGGAGCACCAAUGAUUCCUAUUAGUCUAUUUUGGAUGGGCUGGACUGACUAUGCUUCGGUCUCAAUCUGGUCACCCAUCGUGGCAUCAGGUUUUUUCGGCUUCGGAUCUAUCUGCAUUUUCAUUAGCUCAUACAUGUAUGUUAUCGACGCGUACGAUAUUUACGCGGCGUCUGCACUGGGUUUCAUGACUGUUUCGCGGUACCUUGCUGCUGGUGUCAUGACCGUUGUUGGUAUCCCAUUUUACAAAAAUAUGGGUGUUCAUUGGACCCUCACCAUUCUUGGGUGCAUUAGCGCGAUCAUGGUCCCUGUACCGUACGUGUUUUAUCGAUAUGGGCCUAUCAUUCGGAGAUGGAGUCGUUAUGCUACGACGGAGGAGGUAAAGACUUGA